Messenger RNA from Xenopus laevis (African clawed frog), 3782 nucleotides. RefSeq names its product protein phosphatase 1 regulatory subunit 3A L homeolog (gene ppp1r3a.L). Lineage: Eukaryota; Metazoa; Chordata; Amphibia; Anura; Pipidae. The record is from RefSeq and is a predicted model, not a curated record. Gene Ontology annotation, biological process: regulation of glycogen biosynthetic process. The coding region runs from base 4 to 3219 and encodes 1071 amino acids. Gene Ontology annotation, cellular component: protein phosphatase type 1 complex. The transcript is spliced from 4 exons. Gene Ontology annotation, molecular function: glycogen binding; protein phosphatase 1 binding.
UAAAUGUCAGCUGCCAGUAGCUGCCUUGCUCUUUCUCUGUGUAGAUCUAAGAGCCCAAUGGAGAACACUGAAGAAAAUAAUCAAAGCAAAGAUAGCUUAUUAGAACCUCCGCCCUUGGGUAAUUCUUACAUAGAGGACGAGGAUGAAAAAUCUUCUAUCAAGCUACGGUUUUCUCCCUUACCAAGGAGGAGAAGUUCUGUAUCAUCAGAUGAAGGAGACUUGGAACCACCAACCACAGUUGCAAGAAAAGUGUCCUUUGCAGAUGCUUUUGGUUUUGAUCUUGUGUCUGUUAAAGAGUUUGAUACAUGGGAAGUACCAAUUGUAUCACAAAUCCUUAGCUAUGAGAUGGAAACACACUACAUUGAGGAAUUCUAUUUAACAGCCAGCUUUACAUUGCCAUCAUCUGAUGACAUUAUGGGUAAACUCCAUGCAAAAAAGGUACUGUUGGAAUCAAUUGAAUUGACACCAGGCACAAGUUCUAUGAAAGGAAUUAUUCGCGUUCUGAAUGUGUCUUAUGAAAAGCAAAUAUAUGUGCGAAUGUCAAUGGAUGACUGGCAAAGUUAUUAUGACCUGACAGCUGAGUAUAUUCCUUACUCCUUCAAUGCUGAUACUGAUCAAUUUGCUUUCGCAAUUUCUUUGGUGGCUCCUUAUCAGAAAGAGGGUGCCUCAGUGCAGUUCUGCAUUUCCUAUGAAACACCCAUUGGUACCUUUUGGGAUAACAAUGAUGGACAAAAUUAUACACUCAUCUGCCAUAAGAAAGAAUGUGCUAUAGAAAAGGAUCAUCCAUCUGAAGAUCUUGCAGAGAAAUCCAAGAAAAGUUGUUUAAAAUCAGCACCAAGUAAAGAAGAGGAUGACCUGGAUGAAUCUGAAGAAAAAUAUUCUAGAUCAACAGAUAAAUACAUCCCUAGAAUCAUUUGUUCACAUGAUGAAAAUACUGAAGACAAUAACAAUGAAGAAGAUGAUUCUCAAGAAAAUAACAAGGAAGCCGAUGACGAUUUAGAAUUGUUUCUGAAUCAGAACCUUAUGAAAGCUAGAAUCAUUUCUACUGAGGAUAAUAAAAGCAAUAAAACCCAGAUUUUUGAAGAACCAAGUUUGACAAAUACAAUACAAACAUGUGAGUCAUUGGAAUGUCUUAAAGAUAGCAGCAUAGACAUCUUAAAAAAAAUUAAUGACAAUAUAUCUGCAAAAGAAUCAAAAGAAUUCAAUGGAAAUGAGGUGUGUCUUACAUUAAGCGAUUCCCAUAAGACACUGAUAGCUGAAGACAUAAAAUCUACAUCACGCACUGAGCAGCAUUUGAAGGAAGCUGGGAUUUCUUUACAAGAAUAUUUGCCUCAAAAUGGGGGAGAUCUGAACCAAAAAAAGUGGCUGACAGACUCAAAAGAUGAUACAAGUGUCCUACAAGGUAAAGAAGAAGAAAAAUGGUCUCUCACCACCAACAGAAAUCAAGAGCCUUACAAUGAAAUAGAAUCUACCCUUUCUCCUAAAACUGAAUCAGUUCAGUUGACAGAAAAUCUGGAUGACAAUGCAAACCCAAAUACUAGUAAUAAAAUAGUUGAUGCCUCAUAUUUUUCAAUAUACAAUGAAGAAAGAAUGAAGGAUGAAAACAAUCAGUUUCCUGAAAACAAAAAAAUCAAUAGAUGUUUUUUUAAUAAAGCUGAAUCUUCUCAAUUAGAGCAAGAUUAUUCUACCAUCUCCUUAAAUCAGAAAUACACAGCUCCGGUGGUAAGUGAAGAUCCUGAUAAAAAAGAUGAGCAGAGUUUUUUAAGAUCACCAGAAGCUGAGCGUAAACAACCUUCCCUUGAUGCUGCCCAUGACUGUAAGAUAUUUAAAAACACAGUUUCAGAUCAAGUAGCGUUUUCUUGUAAUGCCUGUCUAGAUAAUCAAGGCCAAAUAAAAGACAUUAAUGAUGAAAAAACAAGUAAAGCCAAAAGGGUCACAACUACAUUCUCUUUCCCAUGUGAUACCACUGAUGACACAUCUAACCAAGGUUCUUUGGAAGUUCUAUUUGAAAACAAAAUAACUAAGAAGGAAAUAUAUGCACACACAAAUGACUCCCAAACUGUACAUUUACAGAAAUCUAAACAAUGUUAUAUUUCUACUUUCAAUGUUAGCGAAGAAUCCCAAAUUUUUGAAUCACCUUUGAUUACAAGCAAUACACCACUAACUUCCCAGGAUCAAGAUGAUAAAGACAAAGCUAGAGUUGUGGAUACACCUGAUUUAAAAAUUAGAAGUAAACUAGACUGCCCAGUACACACAACAGAUAGAGCAGAAAGUACAGAAAAUCAACUUACCAUGGGAGAAAAAGUGAUAAUUGCUUUGGUAACUGAAGAGACAAGUGAACGUGAAAUAUGUAUACCAGUUCCUUAUAUAGAUGUAUGUACUGACGUAAGUAAAAAUACAGUAGACCAAGAAGAUACUAAGAUUGGGGUUGAAUCAGAAUCACAGAAGGUCAGUGAUAACUUAAAUAAAGGUCAGGGUGGUAGAAACAUAGAAAGUGAAGAGAUAACAAAUACUCCUUUGGAUGAUAUGAAAGUUCUUGCUAGCAUAAAAAGAGAUGGUGAUAAUGGACAGAUGCAGAGGACAACAACAGCUAAAAUGCCUGGUGCAGAUGCAAUUUAUAUGGGUGCUUAUAAUGUUUUUAAAGACCAAUUUAAAAGUAAUCUUGAUGAUUUCUCAAAUAACAUAACCACAGUAGAAGAGAGUGAUUCCCAAAUGACAGAUAACUCACACACUGAAUCUAGUAACAGUUUAUGUGCUGAACUCUCAGGGAAUUUCAGUAAAUUAGUUAAAGAACAAGGUGAUACUAUUGAUAAUAGCAUUAUCAGUGGUAGUACAACUGACAUGUCUGGAAUGCUCCAUGCACAAGAAAACACAGAACAAAAUUAUUUAAGGCCAUCCAUAUUAAUAAGUGAACCUGAUGAUGAAUUAGAAAGGUGGUGCAACCAGGAUGAAGAGAAGAGUGAACCUGAAGACAUGAACCAGUGUUACUAUUAUAGUGAAACAAAUCAACAAACACAAACUGGUGACCAUGAAAUGGAAGAUGAUCCUUUGAAUUUUAGCAAAACAAGCUCAAAAGUCAUUUGCUCUGUAAUGUUUGUUGUAUUUUCUGGUUUAAUGUACCAUUAUGAUUUUUUGGUUUGUUUUGCCCUCUACCUUUUUUCCCUAUACUGGUUAUAUUGGGACGGUGAUGGAAAUAAAAAAUCUGUUAAGAAAGAAUAACCUACUAUAGCUGGUGUGUAUUGGCUUGGAAAACACACUGAAAUAACAGCAUUGCUGGACUUCUUUGACAAUUAAUAUUUAGUGAAAGAAAAAAUAAAUACUUACAUUUUGCUUCUUUAUGUAAUUUUUUGAAAAGGACCAUACAAAGACACUAUUUACAGAUUUAUGUCCUACAGCAAAUCAAGAAAAAUAGGGGGACAGUUGUUUUUGUUGAAUUAUAUUUUUUUGAAUAAAAAACGAAAUAUUUCACCUAUGUUUAGUUUAUAAUGAGCAUUCUGUAAGAAAAUAUUGGCAUUAUUUGUAUUUAAUGUUUUGAUCUAGGAGAGUGUAUUUUACAAGUUUCAGUUACUGUACUUAGACCUUUAAUUUUGUCUUAUAAAGCUACUAUAACAACAUAAUGUGUUGUUCUUUGUACAAUUGCUAUCAAAAUAGCAUUGUUUUUCCACUGAAAAUUGGCAGUCUGAGUGAAGAAAGCUUAAAUAUAUUGUUUAAAGGAUUAUGAUCAUGUAUUAUAGUUAGUGCAAUAAAACAGCAGUGUCAAUAACUGCUCGGUUUUCACUGUA